This is a messenger RNA of Mesocestoides corti, 480 nucleotides long. The record is from the annotation of a GenBank genome assembly. Lineage: Eukaryota; Metazoa; Platyhelminthes; Cestoda; Cyclophyllidea; Mesocestoididae.
AUGGAGGUUCUAUCGCCCAAACAGCGUCUCAUCAUGGCGGGCAUGAAAUGCAACUCCCUGCCGAAGAUCGCGAAGGUGAAUGUAGAACUGCACCAAGUCGGAACCAGCAGUCCCGCACGUUCGGAGGAUUUGACGUCAAAGCUCUACCGAAACGUCACCCAAACCCCAAGCCCAGCAAGUGAACGGGUACAACGAGCUCAUUCGCUGUACACACUGUCAGCACCAGGCAACAACGAGUACCAGACGAACACGCUGGUGAAUCUCUUACCACCCACUACACACACCACGCCAGUCGAAUAUGAAAUCAUCGACCCAUCUGAGGAAGUAGCUCCUGCCACCCCGUCAAUCUCUGUCAGCGAACUUGCAUCAGGACCCGGCACUCGGGCGAGCUGGCGCAUCGGCAUUGUCGUCGUCUGCAUACUGCUCGCAUUCGUCCUUCUCACUGUGAUCAUCCUCGGAGUCUACUUCGUCAAAAGGUGA